GAUGUUUUGAUUUUGUAGCACUGGUUUUGAUCAGGGAGUCGUAGGGCUUUUACGACUCCCUGGUUUUGAUGCAUCUGCAAGAUGUCGGCCAGGGCCGAAGAUCAGAGAUCUGCUGUCGAUGUUUUGAGUAGUCUACUGUUGAACAAGACUGACGCUGCCUAAACUCUAAAGUUAGUUCAUCGAUCCUGCUGCCUGGCUUUGCCGUUACCUCGUUCUAAGGCAGCGCUAGAGCUCGCUACAUUGCCCACCCCACUGCGCUGGGGCGCACCGUGCCGUGCAGUGAUGGACGAUUUCUAAUCCAGCCUGGCGCAGCGUCGCUGUGACUGAGGAUGGCCAUGGAGUGAUUGCGUUGAUGUGGGCUGCGAAGUAGUCCUGUGAUCCACCUAUAUCUUGAAGACUAGUAGUACAUGUAUAGUUGAAAUAAUUGGCACGAACGUGUUGCACCCAGCGAAGUAUUAGGUUGGCCUGAAUCUGAAACCCGCGAAUAUAUUUGCACACUCCAUACUCCAUGAACCAUGGAGAUGCCAAUGGAUAUCGGCUCAGCUGCUGCAGAGCAACAUGCAGGUGGAAUCGUUGGCACACGGGCUGCUCUGCCCGUGAUCCGUGUGAAGUUUGAAAACCCUUUCUUGAACGAGCGCAGGGCGGUGCUCAUGAAGAAGCCACUGACACUGGAUGGCAUACGGCAAACAGUGGCUGUAACAUUUGGUCAAGACUUACCCCUGUAUUACUUGACAUCAUACCGGACAAUGCUGUUCAUACAAGUGCAGGCUGACCUAGAGAGAGCAUUGAUGGACUUAAAUCAAGGCCAGCCACUAGCGUGCCUACGCCUUCAAGUGAGCAAUGAACCAUCGCCGGGUGCUGUUGAUACGCAAUGUUUUACAUCAUCGGGAAGCCACCACUCACUCUCACCGCUUAGCGACAACGUUGAUCCUCUUGCGGCUCAUAGUCCACACUUGAUGUCUAGUCAAGUUGUACGCAGCAGUGGUGGCGUAGCAGCCAUGCAUCAAGACAGUGGUGGCAAUGCCAUUGGUAGUGCUGGUGGCAUGCUAGCAGGUGAAUACUCCACUAGAGGUCGCGCCUCCAGCACUGCAGCCAACAGCAAUGAUGCCGCCAUGACAUCUCGACAGUGGGCUCCACCCAGGAGUGUUGUACCGCUACAAUCACCAACAAUGGUGCGGCGAGACAGUAUGCCGUCCUCUACCCCGGCCUCGGCAGCAAUGCAUUCAGCACUGUUGAGACGAGAUAGCGAAAGGUCCAAUCCUACUGCUUCUACCUUGCUAAGCCCUCGCGCUGACCCUGCCUCAAAUAAUGAACCGGCUCAUUGGGUUGGUCAGCAGCCAUCGGCGAGCGCAGGGUCUGCUUCCGCUUCUUCGAGUGUUAUCGCAUCCAGUUCGGUCGACGCCCCUAAGAACUGGAAGAUUGGUCGCAAGCUUGGUGUUGGUGGAUUUGGUGCUGUGUAUCUGUGCCAUGAUGUGGAUAGUGGAAAACAAUGCGCCCUCAAGCAGGUUGUCUUUGAGGAGACUGGUGUUGAGAUGCAGAAAGAAGUGAAGGCAUUAGAGGCAGAGAUCAAGUUUCUAGAGUCCAUUAAGCACGGGCGCAUUGUCGCUUACGUCGGUGUGCACCGAACGGACACAACCCUGUCAGUACUAAUGGAGUAUAUGCCAGGCGGGUCUAUUCACUCGCAUGUGCGCGAGAACGGCGCCCUGACCGAAAUGCUGACGCGCAAGUACACCUCCCAGAUUCUAGAGGGCCUCGCGUACCUGCACAGUCGCAGCAUUAUUCAUCGCGACGUCAAGGGCGCCAACAUACUGCGUGACUCCAGCGGCAAUGUGAAACUAGCAGACUUUGGAGCAUCAAAGCAGCUGCGUACCAUACGCAGUAUGAUGGUGAACAAGUCUAUACAGGGCACGCCAUACUGGAUGAGCCCGGAGAUGAUUCGAGGAAAGGGUUAUGACGAGAAAGCAGAUAUCUGGAGUUUGGGAUGCACUAUGAUUGAAAUGCUCACUACUAAGCCACCCUGGUUCGACCUGGAGCCAAUGACCGCACUGUUUACCAUCGCCAAAACCGGCUCGAGUGGCCCAGAGAUGCCGUCACACAUUGGCCCGCUCUGCCGGCACUUUCUCUCUCAGCUGUUUGUAUUCGACUACACCCAACGGCCUUCAGCCCAGUCCAUGCUAGAGCACCAAUACUUUCAAGAUCCUUAGUGAAAUGCCUCAGAUGCUGAGAGGAAACCUAGCUACUUACCCACAAGCCUGCUAUUUCAUCUUGUAAUGUGUGCAGUGCUUUUAUUAGCUGACCACUGUUGAACUUUUUCAACCGUUAUAUUUUAACCGGUCAUGAGUGAGACAAGUAUUUUAUCUUUAUUCGCUCGCAGGGCAAAGGAGCAAAGCGGCAAGCAGUCCCGGAGUCUUCUAGACCGGCUUGACAUCUUGAGAUAGGGCACCCAAGCACCCGGCACUUCUUGAAUCACAUUGAACUACACAGCCGCAACCUCACAGCUUCAGGGACAUUAUUUUAUCCGUGACAUCAAGCACCAAGCACGACUCAUGCCAGUAUUUUGAAAGAAGUAUUUUUGUUCACUGUCAGCCUUGCCAGUUGAGAUAUCGCAGCAUUUGCCGAGCAGUUUCAACACUGAAUCGGCAAAGACUGACUUAUCUAUA
Molecule: messenger RNA, 2660 nt
Organism: Sycon ciliatum
Lineage: Eukaryota; Metazoa; Porifera; Calcarea; Leucosolenida; Sycettidae
Product: mitogen-activated protein kinase kinase kinase 3-like
Exons: 2
Coding region: 516-2204 (562 amino acids)
Biological process (GO): protein phosphorylation
Molecular function (GO): protein kinase activity; ATP binding
Source: RefSeq, a predicted model, not a curated record